This is a messenger RNA of Arabis nemorensis, 600 nucleotides long. Lineage: Eukaryota; Viridiplantae; Streptophyta; Magnoliopsida; Brassicales; Brassicaceae. The record is from the annotation of a GenBank genome assembly.
AUGGCUCUAGAUCAUUUCAAUGCUGGUCUUGCUUUGGAGAAUAUCAUAUCGAACCUUGUGANUUCAGGUCAUCGCGGUACUGUCUCGAUCAGUGCGUAUGGUGAUACGACCAAGGAUCAUCACUUGCCCUCUGAAGGAGUCAAGCUCAAUCAUUUUCCAGCAGGUGUUCCAUUUGAGAGGUUUGGACCUGUGAGGGAUGUCUAUAUCCCCAGAGACUAUUACUCGGGUAUGUUCCACAGAAAAUGUAAUCAUUUUUGUGCUUUCUUAAUCAUACAAUGCAAGUGCUCAGAGUUGGUAGACGCUGAUUGGAUACGUAUGUAUGUGGAGCUUGCAGUUCAUAAAAAGCAUCCAGAUGUCCUUUUACAAUCGCUGAUCAAAUGGCUGAAGAGGCAAUGGAACAUUGUUUCAACUGUGAACCUAGAUUGUAAGCUCGACCUCAAAGCUAUUGCUUUGCAAGCUCGCAAUGCUGAGUAUAACCCAAAGAGUUAUGAGGUGUUAGUGAAACUGAUUGGUUAUAGCAACUUAUAUACGACUUCUAUUUGUAUUCUCGGAUUUGGUUUAAUCUUCGGUGUUUCAUGUUCCAGCGUUUCGCUGCUGUAA